GGGGUGGAGGCCACGCUGAAGCCGGUGGGGCGGGAGCGCGGGGAAGCGAUCUCCGCGGCCCGCGCACUCCCCUGGGACUGGCACCUCGCUCCGUGGGUGGGACACAGGGCCCUGCAGGGGAAAGUGAAGUGAUGAAGCACAUUUGAUUUGGAGACAGAAGCCAGAAACUCCUCUGCCUUGCCGCGUGCCAGCUGUGUGAUCCCAGGCAAGUCCGUUUACAGACAUUCCCGGGCCUUGGUCCUGCUGUAUGGAACCGCUGUGGCACAGUCCUCAGCAGACAAGGAAAUGAGAAAAAUACCAAACAAUGGGAACCGGAGGAUGACAAAGGUGGCGUACCCGCUGGGGCUGUUCGUGUGCCUGUUCAUCUACGUCGCCUACAUCAAGUGGCACUGGGCCUCCGCCACCCAGGCCUUCCUCGGCAUCCCCGAGGUGGCCACGGGGGCCCGGCGGGGCCAGCAGUCCCGCAGUCCCCCGGGGACAGCUGCCCGCGGGCCUGAGGUCUUCUACGGCAUCAUGUUCGACGCGGGGAGCACUGGUACCCGAGUGCACGUCUUCCAGUUCAGCCGGCAGCCUGGAGAAACGCCCACCUUGACCCAUGAAACCUUCAAAGCCCUGAAGCCAGGUCUUUCUGCUUAUGCUGAUGACGUUGAUAAGAGCACCCCAGGAAUUCAGGAGUUACUGGACAUUGCUAAACAGGACAUACCCUUUGACUUCUGGAAGGCCACCCCCUUGGUCCUCAAGGCCACAGCUGGCUUACGUCUGUUACCAGGAGAAAAGGCUCAGAAGUUACUGCAAAAGGUGAAAGAAGUGUUUGAGGCGUCGCCGUUCCUCGUAGGGGACGACUGUGUUUCCAUCAUGAACGGGACGGACGAAGGUGUUUCCGCGUGGAUCACCGUGAACUUCCUAACAGGCAGUCUGAAGACCCCCGGGAGGAGCAACGUGGGCAUGCUGGACCUGGGCGGAGGGUCCACCCAGAUCACCUUCCUCCCGAGAUUCGAGGGCACCCUUCAGACCUCCCCACCCGGCUUCCUCACGUCCCUCCAGAUGUUUAAUAGGACCUACAGGCUCUACUCCUACAGCUACCUGGGGCUGGGCUUGAUGUCGGCGCGGCUGGCGGUUCUAGGCGGCGAGGAGGGAAAACCUGCUGAGGAUGGAGCAGAGUUGGUCAGCCCUUGUUUGUCUCCCGGUUUCAGAGGAGAGUGGGAGCACGCUGAAGUGACGUACAGGGUUUCAGGACAGGAGGCAGCGGGGAGCCUCUACCAGCUGUGCGCCCGCCGAGUGUCCGAGAUCCUCCGAAACAAAGUGCACAGGACGGAGGAAGUGAAGGACGUGGAUUUUUAUGCCUUUUCCUACUAUUAUGACCUUGCCGCAAAUGUGGGCCUCAUAGAUGCAGAGAAGGGAGGCAGCCUCGUGGUCGGAGACUUCGAGACUGCGGCCAAGUACGUGUGCCGGACGGCGGAGACCCAGCCGCCGCGCAGCCCCUUCCUGUGCCUGGAUCUCACCUACGUCAGCUCGCUGCUCCACGGGCUCGGCUUCCCGGGGGACAAAGUGCUGAAGUUGACCCGGAAGAUUGACAACGUGGAGACCAGCUGGGCUCUGGGGGCCACUUUUCAUUACAUCGACUCCCUGAGCCGACACAAGAGCCCCACCUUGUAG
Physeter macrocephalus (sperm whale) is the source of this 1656-nucleotide messenger RNA. It is a transcript of the gene ENTPD6, whose product is annotated as ectonucleoside triphosphate diphosphohydrolase 6. Gene Ontology annotation, cellular component: Golgi apparatus. The record is from RefSeq and is a predicted model, not a curated record. The transcript is spliced from 15 exons. Lineage: Eukaryota; Metazoa; Chordata; Mammalia; Artiodactyla; Physeteridae. Gene Ontology annotation, molecular function: hydrolase activity. The coding region runs from base 286 to 1656 and encodes 456 amino acids.